Saimiri boliviensis boliviensis (Bolivian squirrel monkey) is the source of this 477-nucleotide messenger RNA. NCBI's taxonomy places the organism in Eukaryota, Metazoa, Chordata, Mammalia, Primates, Cebidae. The record is from RefSeq and is a predicted model, not a curated record.
GUCCUAAUAACUUAUUAGUGGGAUCCAGAUGGAAAGUCCCUGUCUGGAAUUGCUAACCAACUUGAGGGUCAGAGAUUUUUUUGAGAAUCAGAAGAAAGUAAUGAACCCCAGGCCUGGCAGGUGGGGGGACUGGGAGAAGACAGGAAGUAUGUGUGUGCAAACAGGCAAAAGUUUACAUACAGGUAGUUCAUGUCCAAGCUUCAGAAACCUAGCGCUGCUUGAUUCCCUUCAGUUGCAGAUAUUGGUGGCUGGAAUCAAGGGCCAGGCCCAGAAAAGUUUCACAGAAGGGACAUACGUAGGGCCAAAUUGGACCCUCCAAUUCACACCGUGUAUCUCUGAGAUGUGUGUCAAGAUUCAAAGCAUGAUUUAUCAAACGCUUGAUGAUCUCACUCUAUCUUUACUCUGCCAGCGCAUGCCCUCACAUUCUGUCCAAUAAUAACUACCAACAUUCCUAAAUUGAAGUGUAAUACUUUGAAA